Molecule: messenger RNA, 273 nt
Organism: Geodia barretti
Lineage: Eukaryota; Metazoa; Porifera; Demospongiae; Tetractinellida; Geodiidae
Source: the annotation of a GenBank genome assembly
AUGCACGCCCUCGUCGGCAUUCUCGCUGCGAUAUUGCAGCGACAGACAACGGGCAAGGGCCAGCAGGUCGAGGUCUCCAUGCAGGACGCGAUGGUAAACUUCGGGCGCACCACUAUGACCCGCUCCGAACAGGGCACCGUGCCGCAGAAGCGUACCGGCAACAGCUUCGGCAACAGGCCGGGAGUGGGUACAUUCCGCUGUGCCCCCGGCGGCUAUGACGACUAUGUCUAUAUGAUUGCCUUCCCCGCGCGCGGCCAAUGUGGAGCGCGCUAG